Messenger RNA from Rangifer tarandus platyrhynchus (Svalbard reindeer), 261 nucleotides. The record is from the annotation of a GenBank genome assembly. Lineage: Eukaryota; Metazoa; Chordata; Mammalia; Artiodactyla; Cervidae.
AUGUUGAGGCGCAGCUUGGAAGACUGGGAUGCUCAGACGAGACAACUGCAAGAUGCUGUCACCAAUGUGGAGAAACAUUUCGGAGAGCUGUGCCAGAUCUUUGCUGCUUACGUGCGGAAAACCGCCCGACUGCGAGGCAAAGUGGACCUCCUGGUGAAGGAAAUCAACGUGUAUGCCUCUACUGAGACCCCGCACUUAAAGCAGGGCCUGAAAAACUUUGUGGGAGAGUUUGCCAGACUUCAGGAUUAUCGACAAGCCGAG